Molecule: messenger RNA, 5094 nt
Organism: Capsella rubella
Lineage: Eukaryota; Viridiplantae; Streptophyta; Magnoliopsida; Brassicales; Brassicaceae
Product: ABC transporter C family member 12
Exons: 28
Coding region: 207-4691 (1494 amino acids)
Biological process (GO): transmembrane transport
Cellular component (GO): membrane
Molecular function (GO): ATP binding; ATP hydrolysis activity; ABC-type transporter activity
Source: RefSeq, a predicted model, not a curated record
AUGUAUGAUCAAACCCAACAGUGACUGGUUCGUCGUUACGCUGCUUUCAAGAGCUUCUCGAGUUGGCUUUCUCCUACCCAAAAGUCUCACCUAUAUAUAUAUUUUGCUCAGGAAUUAUGAGAUUACUUUCAAAGCUCCAAUUUUUGGGUCUUAUUGGAACAAUCACGAAGCCAAAGUUUUGGGUAUUCAAGGUUUAAUUGCAAAAGAUGGGUUUUGAAACCUUGAAUUGGUACUGCAAGCCAGUUGCAGAUGGAUUUUGGGAAAGAGCGGUGGAUGGUGCCUUUGGAGCUUACACGCCCUGUGCGAUUGACUCAUUAGUGGUGCUUGUUUCUCACUUUGUGCUUCUGGGUUUGUGUUUCUACCGGAUAUGGAUCAUCUUCCACAAUACCAAAACUCAGAUAUAUGUUUUGAGGAAGAAAUACUAUAAUUGUGUGCUUGGAAUUUUGGCAUGUUACUGUGUUGUUGAGCCUAUACUGAGAUUGGUCAUGGGGAUUUCACUCUUUGACAUGGAUGAAGAGACUAAAUUUCCUCCCUUUGAGGUUGCAUCUUUAAUGGUAGAGGCAUUCGCUUGGCUCUCCAUGCUUGUUUUGGUUGGGCUGGAAACUAAACAAUAUGUCAAAGAGUUCCGAUGGUACGUGAGAUUCGGUGUUGUUUAUGUUUUAGUUGCUGAUGCUGUGCUGCUGGACCUCGUGUUGCCUCUCAAGAACUCAAUCAAUAGAACUGCCUUAUAUCUCUGUAUCAGUUCGAGAUGCUCCCAGGCUCUAUUUGGAAUUCUUAUUCUGUUUUACAUUCCUGAUCUUGAUCCUUAUCCGGGGUACCAUAUUCUAAACGAUGAAUUAUUGGACAACACUGAAUAUGAUGCACUUCCUGGGGGAGAGAACAUAUGUCCUGAGCGACAUGCCAGCAUAUUUUCCAGAAUAUACUUUGGUUGGAUCACGCCGCUUAUGCAGUUAGGCUACAGAAAGCCUAUAACUGAGAAGGAUGUUUGGCAAUUAGACAAAUGGGACCAAACAGAAACUCUGAUCAAAAGAUUCCAAAGGUGCUGGACUGAAGAAUCUCGGAGACCUAAGCCAUGGCUUCUUCGGGUACUAAAUAGUAGCCUUGGUGGAAGGUUCUGGUUGGGUGGUAUUUUCAAGAUUGGAAAUGAUCUUUCUCAAUUUGUUGGACCGGUUAUACUGAGCCAUCUAUUGCGGUCAAUGCAAGAAGGUGAUCCAGCUUGGGUUGGCUAUGUCUACGCCUUCAUAAUAUUCAUUGGGGUGACACUUGGAGUGCUUUGUGAAGCCCAGUAUUAUCAGAAUGUUUGGCGGGUGGGAUUUCGGUUGAGAUCAACUCUGGUUGCAGCUAUAUUCCACAAAUCUCUAAGACUAACUCAUGAAGCUCGCAAGAAUUUUGCAUCAGGGAAGAUCACAAACAUGAUAACUACAGAUGCUAAUGCACUUCAGCAAAUAUCGCAACAGCUACACGGCUUAUGGUCUGCUCCCUUUCGCAUCAUUGUGUCUAUGAUUCUUCUCUAUCAACAACUAGGAGUUGCUUCACUUUUCGGUUCGUUGAUUCUUUUUCUCUUAAUUCCUCUCCAGACUCUGAUUAUAAGCAAAAUGAGGAAACUGACUAAAGAAGGACUCCAGUGGACUGACAAAAGAGUCGGUAUCACGAAUGAGAUUUUGGCAUCCAUGGAUACUGUAAAAUGCUAUGCAUGGGAGAAGAGCUUCGAGUCUCGGAUUAAAGAAAUUCGAAAUGAAGAGCUCUCAUGGUUUCGUAAAGCGCAGUUACUAUCAGCUUUUAAUAGUUUUAUACUGAACAGCAUUCCAGUAGUUGUGACCGUGGUUUCAUUUGGGGUUUUUGUUCUGCUUGGAGGAGAUUUGACACCAGCAAGGGCAUUCACAUCUCUUUCUCUGUUUGCAGUUCUAAGAUUUCCUCUCAACAUGCUACCAAAUCUACUAAGUCAGGUUGUCAACGCAAAUGUUUCACUUCAACGCAUUGAGGAACUACUUUUAAGUGAAGAGAGAAUUCUAGCACAAAACCCACCACUUCAACAAGGAGCUCCAGCCAUUUCAAUUAAGAAUGGAUAUUUUUCAUGGGAUUCAAAGACAACCAAGCCCACAUUAGCUGAUAUCAAUUUGGAGAUACCGGUGGGGAGCUUGGUAGCCAUCGUCGGUGGAACUGGAGAAGGUAAGACAUCACUUAUUUCGGCAAUGCUGGGGGAGUUAUCUCACGCUGAAACCUCAAGCGUUGUUAUUAGAGGCUCUGUAGCUUAUGUUCCUCAAGUUUCAUGGAUCUUCAAUGCCACUGUGCGUGAAAACAUUUUAUUUGGGUCAGAUUUUGAUUUUGAAAGAUAUAAGAAGGCUAUUGAUGCGACUGCUUUACAACACGAUCUUGAUUUGCUUCCAGGCCGUGAUUAUACUGAAAUUGGAGAACGUGGGGUGAAUAUUAGUGGAGGGCAGAAGCAGAGAGUGUCAAUGGCUAGGGCAGUAUACUCAAAUUCAGAUGUUUACAUAUUCGAUGAUCCCUUGAGUGCUUUAGAUGCUAAUGUUGCUCACCAGGUCUUUGAUAGCUGUAUGAAGAAUGAGCUGAAGGGGAAAACGAGGGUGCUUGUCACAAAUCAGCUACAUUUUCUUCCUUUAAUGGAUAGAAUAAUUUUAGUCUCGGAAGGAAUGAUUAAAGAGGAGGGAACCUUUGCAGAGCUGUCAAAAAGUGGGAGUUUGUUCCAGAAACUAAUGGAGAAUGCUGGAAAAAUGGAUGCCCAAGAGGUCAAUACAAAUGACGAGGACAUUUUGAAGCCGGCUCGUACUGUCACGAUUGAUGUGAGUGAAAGAAAUCAGGGCAGUACCAAGCAAGGGAAACGGAGAAGAUCCGUGCUUGUAAAGCAAGAAGAGCGGGAAACUGGCAUCAUUAGUUGGAAUGUUCUGAUGAGGUACAAAGAAGCAGUUGGCGGCUUAUGGGUAGUUAUAAUUCUAUUGGCAUGUUAUUUAACAACUGAAGUUCUCCGAGUUUCAAGUAGCACAUGGUUAAGUAUUUGGACUGAUCAAAGCACAUCAAAGAGUUAUAGUCCCGGUUUCUACAUUGUUGUAUAUGCUCUUCUCGGAUUUGGUCAGGUGGCUGUCACGUUUACCAACUCCUUUUGGCUGAUCACAUCAAGUUUACAUGCUGCCAAAAGACUCCAUGACGCGAUGCUGAGUUCUAUUCUUCGAGCUCCUAUGCUCUUCUUUCACACUAAUCCAACUGGACGUGUAAUAAACAGAUUUUCUAAGGAUAUUGGUGAUAUAGAUAGAAACGUUGCCAACCUUAUGAAUAUGUUCAUGAACCAGUUGUGGCAACUUCUCUCGACAUUUGCUCUUAUAGGUUUUGUCAGUACAAUUUCAUUGUGGGCAAUAAUGCCACUCCUAAUACUGUUCUAUGCAGCAUAUCUCUAUUAUCAGAGCACAUCUCGCGAAGUUAGACGUUUGGAUUCCAUUACCAGAUCACCUAUAUAUGCUCAGUUUGGAGAAGCUUUGAAUGGUUUGUCAAGCAUCCGAGCCUAUAAAGCCUACGACCGGAUGGCGAAGAUUAAUGGAACAUCCAUGGACAACAACAUAAGGUUCACUCUUGCAAAUACGAGCUCAAAUCGUUGGCUCACUAUAAGAUUGGAGACUCUUGGUGGUAUCAUGAUUUGGUUAACUGCAACUUUUGCGGUUCUGCAAAAUGGGAAUGCAAAGAACGAAGCUGCUUUUGCAUCUACGAUGGGUCUCCUUUUAAGUUACACUCUGAAUAUCACUACUCUGUUAAGUGGUGUUCUAAGGCAAGCUAGCAGAGCAGAGAACAGCUUUAAUUCUGUUGAGCGUGUCGGUAACUACAUUGAUCUUCCUUCUGAGGCUUCAGAGAUAAUCGAGAACAAUCGUCCAGUAUCUGGCUGGCCAUCAAGAGGAUCCAUCAAGUUUGAAGACGUUCACCUGCGUUAUAGACCCGGGCUUCCUCCAGUAUUGCAUGGACUGUCCUUUUGUGUUUCUCCAGGUGAGAAAGUAGGAGUAGUAGGAAGAACUGGGGCAGGAAAGUCUUCCAUGCUGAAUGCGUUAUUUCGGAUCGUGGAAGUAGAAAAGGGCAGAAUUAUGAUUGAUGAUAAUGAUGUGGCUAAGUUCGGACUGACAGAUUUACGCAGGGUCCUAAGUAUCAUACCACAAUCACCAGUUCUUUUCUCAGGGACGGUGAGAUUCAAUAUCGAUCCAUUUAGUGAGCACAAUGAUGCUGACCUCUGGGAGGCUCUACAAAGGGCCCAUAUUAAAGAUGUCAUCAGCAGGAAUCCUUUUGGCCUAGAUGCAGAGGUCUCUGAGGGAGGAGAGAAUUUCAGCGUGGGGCAAAGGCAACUACUAAGUCUAGCACGUGCAUUGCUAAGAAAAUCUAAGAUUCUUGUUCUCGAUGAAGCAACUGCAUCUGUUGAUGUCAGAACAGAUUCUCUGAUACAGAGGACCAUCCGCGAGGAAUUCAAGUCUUGCACAAUGCUUGUUAUCGCUCACAGAUUGAAUACCAUCGUCGACUGUGACAAAAUCCUUGUGCUUAGUUCUGGUCAGGUUUUGGAGUAUGAUAGUCCACAAGAAUUGCUAUCAAGAGAUACAAGUGCCUUCUUCAGGAUGGUUCAUAGCACCGGACCAGCAAAUGCUCAAUACCUUUGCAACUUGGUCUUUGAAAGGAGAGCGACUGGAAAGAGUCUGGGUGGAUAAAAAUGGUCACCAGCCUUCCCAAAUGAGUAUAUGAGAUCGGUUUGUGACAAGCGACAAUGCAAGUUGAAAUAGUCUUAUACUGAACAAUUGAAGGGUUUCGCUAAAUGGUGAAGUAAGAACCGAAGGCUGAAGAUUGAGGACAUUCAAGAAAUCUUUUAGAAGCUUAUGAUCCCUUGUCUCAACUGUAGUAUAAUAGCAUUAUGAUGCACAAGAAGCUUCUGAUGAAGUAUCAUUUCAUGUGUACAUAUGUAUGUACAAAGACUAGAUAAAACUGUGUUCUUGAUGAUAAAACUGAAGGUGAACCGAAUUAUCGGCAGUCACUCAUGAACAAUAAGCGUUAUAGCACUUUUGUAUACGAGUACAUUUUACUGAUUCUUUCAAAUGUUAUCUUGUUCUUAACUAA